AUGGCACACCCAUCCUCCCCGUCCCCAGCCUACCGCGCCGUUGAGGAUCGUGCACCAUGGUCUCCAGGCUGGAUUGCCCGGCUGCCGUGGCUGGGGUUCGCAGCCUUGCUUGGAUCUGUCUUGGGCCUGGCUGCGUCGGUCGGCAUUCUUGUUGCAUCCAACGGACGUCCCAUCGCCGACUGGCGCAUCCAACCCACCGUCUGGCUUUCGGUGGCAUCGACGGCAUCCAACAUCAUGCUACACUUCGCUCUGUCCGAGGGCGCCAACGUGUCGUGGUGGCGACGGGCCAUGAGGCCACAAACCCAGCUGGCUGACCUACAUCGGAACUGGGCGUUUGGAAACAGCCUGUGGACGGCCAGCACGGCGGGUCGACAUGUCGAUCUCAUUGCGGUGGCCAGCAUCCUGACGGCCAUGGCCCCGAUCAGCAAUCCGCUCCUGCAGCGCGCCUCGCGCGUGACUGUGGGCCGGCUCGAGGUGGUGUCGCCCGUGACUCUGAAAGUGCCCGUGGCGCAGGACAUACCAACGGGCUACACUGGAUAUAUCAGCGGCCGGGGGUACGCGGCGUCGCUCUUCACUUCCAACUACACCACGACCGUGCAGGAGUACUACAACAACAAUGUCACUCGGCUGCCGCACAAGUCGUCCUGCCAGGGAAACUGCAAAGCCCGAGUCAUGGGAGUGGGACUCUCGGUCAACUGUUCUUCCUACACCUGGCCGUUCAACCUGGCCCCCAGCACGGAGCAGCCGUACAAUGUGUCGAACGACCCGGCGGUCGUCAACGGCACCAACGUCUUCCAGAGCCUCUUUGCCUGGCAAGUUGCCUCGGGGAACAUGAGCCUGAACCUCCAGUACAAAGACCAGUCUCCUUGCACGGGAGACCUCAUUGUGCGGAACUGCACCCUGCAGACGGCGUUGGUGUCGUACCCCGUGGUGAUCGACGGCAACGACACCAUCUCGCUCGAUCCCUCCACGACCGUCUUCGAAGACACCAUCUCGCACAAGAUCAACCUCGACCUCGACUACGCAGAGGCCGGUCCUACUACGCUGGGCGGCUAUUACCUCGCCCUGAAGAACAAGUUCAAUUCUGAAGCCCACCUCCGCUGGGCCGGGGCCGUAGGCUACGAGCUUCUCACCACCGGUUCCACGGCGACGCAAUAUGCCGUCACCAACGCCACGACCGACACCAGCGCCGUCGAUGUCGCCAGCAGCUGUGGCCUUUCAUUUACGGAUCCCACCGACGAUCUGCUCGCAUCGGCAAGGGAGCUGAUGUUCCGCACCGCGCUGAGCAUUGCCUCUGGGAACAGCUCGAUGAUCCAGACCGUCUCUGGCACCCAAUUCACCACCCCUGCCGUCUACGAGUCACACUACCUCUAUCUCGGCAUUGCUGUGAUCCUGACCGGCCUGGCUGUCACUUUUGUGACUCUCACCUUUGUCGGAUACCAGACCCUCGGGCGCAGUGUGAGCAUGAGCCCGCUGGAGAUCGCAAGAGCCUUCAACGCGCCUCUGCUGGAGAGUUCGAAUUCGAAUUCCGACGUCAAGAGUCUAAUGCGGGCGGUGGGAGAGAGGAGUGUUAGGUAUGGCGCUGUAUCGGUUGACGCCACUGCGGACACUGGUGCGUACGUCGUUGGCAAAGAUGGCAGCAGCCAGGCGAGAACGGCGUCCACCGCGAGCAACGUGGACGGCGGACACACACGUCUUGAAAUGGCAGAUGAGGCCGUUGUGCAGAUGCCUCGAAAGGGGUGCACCUUCUCAUGA
Molecule: messenger RNA, 1755 nt
Organism: Capronia epimyces CBS 606.96
Lineage: Eukaryota; Fungi; Ascomycota; Eurotiomycetes; Chaetothyriales; Herpotrichiellaceae
Exons: 1
Coding region: 1-1755 (584 amino acids)
Source: RefSeq, a predicted model, not a curated record